CCGCCGCCGAUUUUCUGGACCUGCUGGAGGAGGGGAUGCACUGGGAGUGCUCGCCCCCCGACCCGAAAGCCCAGGGCCGGGCCUCGCACCCCGCGCCCCACGCGGCUCUGCUGGAGCAGCAGCUGUGGCGCGUGGAGCUGUUGCAGGGCGGCCUGACCGCCCGGCUGUUAUCUGGCCGGGACCUUGGCCUGGCGCCCUCCGGGCCGCAGCACGUUCACCGCGUCAGCAGUUUCAGCGCCGUGUCCUAUUUGCUGAGCCCCUCUUAUCUGGACUGCCUUUCCCCGCUGGAGCGUAGCUGUCAGAACUUCCUCGCCCGUGGCGAGCUCGUGGACUUGCAGCCGGUAACCGGCCCGGGGAGCAGCUGUCCCCCGGAGGACUGUUCUCCUCCCCGGCCACUGAAGGCCGAGGUCGCCUGCUCCUCCUGGCAGGGAUGCCCGCCUCGCUCGAGGGAAGGCCUGCCCGAGAUUCACCACGUUCGCAUGAAACGGCUGGAAUUCCUUCAGCAGCCUAGCAAGGGGCAGGCGUUACCCACCCCUGACCAAGAUCAUGGCUACCAUAGCCUGGAGGAGGAACACAGCCUCCUCCGGAUGGACCCGAAGCCCUGCGGAGGCGUUGCUCCUGCCGGAGCCAGUCCCGGAACCGCCCAGGAGGAGCCCACGGGAGAAAGACAAGAGUUGACCAAACAGGCUCCUCUUGCUGGGGAAAGGCAGGACCCAGUGGAAAGCUGUCUGUCUGGCGAGGCCCCUACGGAAAGAGAGCCCGAGGAGGACCGCCUAAGUGUAGCUGACUUCUCAGACAUAGACGAUGACGUUCCCGUGUCUGCCAGGCCGGCCUGUACCAACCGGUUGAUAGAUUACAUUUUGGGAGGUGCGGCCAGCGACCUGGAAGCAAGUUCGGACUCAGAAGGUAACCUUCCUUGAAGAAGUUACUGAGCAUU
Myotis davidii is the source of this 937-nucleotide messenger RNA. It is a transcript of the gene PPP1R15B, whose product is annotated as protein phosphatase 1 regulatory subunit 15B. The coding region runs from base 36 to 920 and encodes 294 amino acids. Gene Ontology annotation, cellular component: endoplasmic reticulum; protein phosphatase type 1 complex. Gene Ontology annotation, molecular function: protein phosphatase regulator activity. Gene Ontology annotation, biological process: response to endoplasmic reticulum stress. The record is from RefSeq and is a predicted model, not a curated record. The transcript has 2 exons. Lineage: Eukaryota; Metazoa; Chordata; Mammalia; Chiroptera; Vespertilionidae.